This is a messenger RNA of Aplysia californica (California sea hare), 366 nucleotides long. RefSeq names its product cGMP-dependent protein kinase 1. Lineage: Eukaryota; Metazoa; Mollusca; Gastropoda; Aplysiida; Aplysiidae. The record is from RefSeq and is a predicted model, not a curated record. Gene Ontology annotation, molecular function: ATP binding; cGMP-dependent protein kinase activity.
ACGGCAAAGUGAAAGUGAGCAAAGAGGGACAAUGGCUGACCAACAUGGGUGCUGGGAAAGUGUUUGGGGAGCUGGCUAUCCUCUACAACUGCACCAGAACAGCUACUGUCAGAGCCCUUACCAACUGUCGAUUAUGGGCCAUCGACCGCCAGUGCUUCCAGAGUAUCAUGAUGAGAACCGGCCUGUUACGUCACUCAGAACAUAUGGAUUUCUUACGCAGCGUGCCGACGUUCAAGGGGUUGCCUGAAGAGACGUUGAGCAAAAUCGCCGACGUGUUGGAAGAGGCCCAUUACAACAAUGGUGACUACAUCAUCCGGCAGGGGGCGCGCGGAGACACCUUCUAUAUCAUUGCCAAGGGCAAGGUCA